Molecule: messenger RNA, 666 nt
Organism: Aspergillus aculeatus ATCC 16872
Lineage: Eukaryota; Fungi; Ascomycota; Eurotiomycetes; Eurotiales; Aspergillaceae
Exons: 1
Coding region: 1-666 (221 amino acids)
Source: RefSeq, a predicted model, not a curated record
AUGCACAUCUCCAACCAUCUUGCAGUGGCCCUGGCCAUCGCCGCGGGCACCGCCCAAGCCCACGCCCGCCACGGCAACCUCUACGCGCGCCAGAACGCCACGCAGCCCGGCACUACGCCCGCCAUCAUCCCCAUCAGCGUCCCGACCACGCCCAGCGGCGCCACCGAACCCAUCCCGGUGCCCGUGCAGACCGAGCAACAGCCCACCACCCAAGCGCCCGCCGUCGUCCUCAGCACGGCCGAGACCCCCGCUGCGACAGAGGAACCCACUGCAACCACCGUCCCCGCGAUCGUCGUGCCCCCGUUCCCCAUCCCCGCCAACUCCAGCGUGCCGGCCACCGUGCCGGCCAGCGUGCCUGUCAUCCCCUUGACCACGGCGCCGCCCGCGAUCGUGACCCCCUCCGUCGUCCCCGCGACGACGCCCAGUUCCGGGUUCGUCAACUCCACCAGCCCGAAGGCCACCCACUCGGCGACCUCCAGCGGGGGUAAGGGUGGUGGUAACGGUGGGAGCGGUGGCGGCGGCAGCGGCGGCGGCGAGGGUGGUGGUGCCGCUCCGGCCUCCCCGAGCGCCACGAACGGUCUUACCACGAGCGGGAGCACGAAGUUGGUCGCCUCGGCUCUGUCCCUGGUUGGGGGCAUUGUGGUCGGGGUGAUGGUGCUGGUUUAG